GUAUUAACAAAGGUUUUCUCCAACUAACUUCAGUUCUUGUUGUCAGGUUACAAUGAUGUUGAAACCAGUUUUGGUGUUAUUGUUUGUCUGUGUUGUUGUUUCCAAUGCUGGUAAUGUACUGCAACUACUGAAGAAUAGAGCCACUCAUUCACAGUUUGCCGAGUUGCUGGAGAGUACUGAGGGGGUGCACAAGCACUACAUGGAGGGGUACCUCACCCUUUUCGCCCCCUCCAACACAGCCCUCAACCAGUAUAAGGGGGAUAGGAACAAGGCACUUCUUCUCAACCAUAUUGCAUCAGCUUUUCCACACUCUAACCUACAAACAGUGAACACUGCUAUUAGUGAGGAUGAACUGGAGGAAAGAUUGACCAGCCUGCUACAGGGUCAUCCACCACUCUGGGUCAGGAGGAAGAACUCUGAACUGUACGUGAACCAGGCUAAAGUAUCCCUAGUUCUCCCUGUAACUACUGAUACUGGGAACAAACAGUUUCUUUAUCUUAUAGAUUCUGUUCUUGAACCCUUGAUUCCACAAGCAGAGAACAGUGUGGCAGACUAUGUUGAUAUAAAGGCUGGUGAUAUUCUUAAUAAUACUCAAAAAUACAAGCUAGGUGAGUAUUCUAUUGAUAAGUAUACUGAGCAGAUAAGAAGUCUAGGAAUGGACAAGUUUCCUGAGUUUGAACAAUAUGGAAAAUAUACUUUCUUCCUGCCAGUAGAUUCAGCUUUCCAGGGUCUGGAUAAAGGAUUAGUGGAUCAAGAGGUGGUCAAAUCUCAUAUAGUUCCUGGAAACCUACUCUUUACUCAACCUAGCUCUAGACAAGGACAAUACAGUGAACUCUUUCCUUCCCUACAGUACAAACAAGUAUCUAUGGAAGUCAAGGUUGGAGUGUCUAUGUACGAAAGUGAUGAUGGAAGUAUAAAAGUACAGUCCCAGACCAUGACCGGAAACAGGAAUCAUCCCCGUGGUCAGGUCAUCUCCACAAUUGUCAAGGUAUUUAUUCUAAUCAAGAUUUUCAUUUUCUGUUGA
This is a messenger RNA of Eurytemora carolleeae, 1024 nucleotides long. RefSeq names its product fasciclin-1. The transcript has 12 exons. Gene Ontology annotation, cellular component: extracellular matrix. Gene Ontology annotation, biological process: extracellular matrix organization; cell adhesion. Bases 53 to 1024 code for a protein of 323 amino acids. NCBI's taxonomy places the organism in Eukaryota, Metazoa, Arthropoda, Copepoda, Calanoida, Temoridae. The record is from RefSeq and is a predicted model, not a curated record. Gene Ontology annotation, molecular function: cell adhesion molecule binding.